Messenger RNA from Klebsormidium nitens, 1443 nucleotides. The record is from the annotation of a GenBank genome assembly. NCBI's taxonomy places the organism in Eukaryota, Viridiplantae, Streptophyta, Klebsormidiophyceae, Klebsormidiales, Klebsormidiaceae.
AUGAUCAACAGCAAAGUGAAGACCACGGAAGAGCUUGACAAGAAGGUCUGGCAGAUGGAGACAGACCUGCUGGACGCAAAACAGAAGACCGAGUUCUACAGAGACAAGAUGCAGGAGUUGAUCCUGUUUGAAAACAAGUGCAAGAACCGCCUGGCCGAGAUUUCUGACCGGGUGGAACUGGACAAGAAAGAGGUCGAAGACUUGGCAAAGAAGUACGACGGCAAGUACAAGUCGACCGGCGAGACCGCCUCCCGCCUCCAGCAAGAGGAGGCGCUCUUCAAGUCGCUCCAGGACCAAAAGCUGGAGCUCUUCAAUGCGGUCGCGGCACUUGAGGCGGGCGCAGACCCCAGCACACGUGUCCAGGAGAAGGUCAACACGAUAUUGGCGGAGAUCGACGCACUCCGCAACGCGGCCGUGGAACGUGCCACCAAACUGGGGGUCCAGGCUGCCCUCCCAGCUGCCCCCCAGGGGCCCCUCGUUUUGGCGGGGGCCGCGCCGUCUCUGGCCGCUUCUGAAGGGAGCGCUUUUGGCUGGACGGAUGGCGCCAACUCCGGCGCGGCUGACUGGGACGAGGACUGGGACAACUUUGAAGACGAAGGUUUUGAGAUCGUGGAGUCACUCAGCCCCAACGACCCCGGGUUCCCGUUGCCCGCCAAGUUGCCCGCAGUCCAGGCUGCCCCUAAUCUUGCUCCUGCCAACGUCGCCUUUCAGGCCGAUUUUGGGACCGGCAGUACUCCCCAGUCCCCCGGCGGCCUGAGCGCCGUACCAUCCUCUCCCGCCGCCAGCCACUCGGCGCAAUCUCCUAAGGGGGGGCCGACUCAGGGGGCGUUCAAGCCCCCCAUUAUGGGGAUCAGCCCGCCGCCGACGUCCUCUGCCAAGAAGGCGGCUCAGAGGUAUGCGGGCGUGUCCGACUCCCACGAUAAGGCCGACACCUCCGGCCAGUCCUCCCCGUCCUCCAGCUUCGACACCGGCUCCGAGUGGCGCCGCCCCGGCGGCGGGUUCGGUGACUCGGACGGCUCUUCGGACGCAGUCAACAGUAACGUCCGUGCCAGCUGGGGAAUGAACAGCGUCGCAGCGUCGUUCGAUUCUGCGGGCGCAGGCAACGUGCGUGCGUCGCAGAAGGUGGGGGGUAAUCUGAGCCGGCUGGCGCCCCCCCUGGAGGAGAGGAGCGACGCGUUUGGGCACUACAACGCGAGCAAAUGGGCCGAGGAUCAGAGCCCCAGCCCCGCAGCCAAGCCUUUCAAGCCAGCGGGGCUCGGCAACAUUCUGCCCGCCGGUGACGACACCUUCUCCGAGGCUGGCUCCGGUCGCUUCUCCCCGCAGACUGAGAAACCUUUUGGCAGCAGCUUUGAUGAUGGUGACCCGUUCAACGUCCGGGCUAGCACCAACCCGCCACCGACCAGCGCCUUUGUUAAGACAGAUGCUUGGAGCGCUUUUGAUUAG